Drosophila takahashii is the source of this 2106-nucleotide messenger RNA. It is a transcript of the gene NimC2, whose product is annotated as Nimrod C2. NCBI's taxonomy places the organism in Eukaryota, Metazoa, Arthropoda, Insecta, Diptera, Drosophilidae. The record is from RefSeq and is a predicted model, not a curated record.
AUGUUGAUUCUUAUGUUGGUUUUAUUGACCGCCCUGCAGGCUCAGGCCUGUGUUAAUCGAGUUCCUGUGGUCAAAAUGCGUGGAACUCUGGUAACAAUGCGUAAACACCAAAAUUAUGCCAACUGCACUACAAACUGUGGCCCCUUGGUGGGGAGAACCAGAACUGAGACUUACAUGGGAUUCCAUGAUGUUUGCUGUGAUGGCUACAUACGCAAUGAGGAGAAUGAGUGUGUGCCGCAGUGCAAGGAUUGUGGACUCGGUGGAAAGUGCCUGUCGCCGAAUGUGUGUUUGUGUGAGAAGGGCUUCUCGAAUCGUCAGGAUCGCAGUCACUGUGAGCCGGAGUGCAGCGACCCCUGCGUGAACGGAAACUGCGUGGGUCCGGAUGAGUGUGAGUGCCUUGCGGGCUACCGCUUCUAUAAUGGCUCCCAGAAGGAAUGUGAGCCUAUGUGCAAGGAGGACUGUGUGAAUGGUCGGUGCCUGGAGACGGGGAAGUGCCAGUGCAACAACGGCUAUCAGCGGGACGAGAAGCUGAGCAAGUGUGUGCCCAUCUGCCAGGAUGUCUGCUAUCACGGCGAGUGUGUGGCGCCCAACGAGUGCCGCUGCAAUCCCGGCCACGAGCAACGACUGGGGCAACCCUGGAUCUGCGAUCCGAUCUGCUCCAGCGGCUGCGCCAAUGGCAACUGCAUAGACGCCGAGCAGUGCUACUGCAAGGCGGGCUAUGCCCACAAGGACAGCACCCUCGCCUCGGGCUGUGAGCCAGUGUGCAAUCCCGCCUGCGUGAACGGCACCUGCAUCUCGCCGGGUCACUGCGCCUGCUCCGAGGGCCACGUCUUCGCCGAGGGCUCGCGCCACGAGUGUGUGCCCUCCUGCCGUUCUGGCUGCGAAAACGGCUUCUGCAGUGCUCCCGGUCGCUGUGAAUGCCACGAGGGCUUCGAGAAGCUCUCGCCGCACCGCUGCUCGCCGACCUGUCAACCGGCCUGUGGCCGCAACUCCCGCUGUUCCGCUCCGGACACCUGUGCCUGCGACGCCGGCUACGUCUUCGUCAACGGCAGCUCCACCGAGUGCGAGCCCUUCUGCCCCAGGAACUGCCGCAACGGCAUCUGCAGCAGUCCCGGCGUUUGUACCUGCUUGGACGGGUAUCAGGCUCUCCUCUCGUUCUACUGCAUCCCUGUGUGCACAAAGUCCUGCAUCCACGGCAGCUGCGUGGCGCCCAACGAGUGUCGCUGCUUCACCGGCUACCGACCGAGUUCCACCCAGGGAACAAGUGUCUGCGAACCGAUUUGCAGCCAGGAUUGUGGUCACGGUCGCUGCAUCGCCCCCGAGAUUUGCCAGUGCGACGUGGGCUACGCGAAGCGGUGGCCCCGCGGCUCCUGUGAGCCCCACUGCCCCCAGAAGUGCAUCAAUAGUCACUGCGAGGGAUCGGGACUGUGUCGCUGCUACGAGGGCUACAAGCUGCGAGCGGGAUCCAACUCCAUCUGUGAUCCGGAGUGCACGCCGGGCUGCAGAAACGGCACCUGUGUGGAGCCCAACAGCUGUGCCUGCUUCACGGGCUACGAGGACACCAAGCUGCCGUACGAGUGUACGCCCACCUGUCGUCCCAGGUGCGAGAAUGGUCGCUGCUCCGCCCCGGGCCAGUGUGAGUGUAAUCCCGGUCAUGCGGUCACUAAUUCCAGUGAUCCGAACUCGUGUCGACCCCUGUGCCAAGAGCAGUGCAUCAAUGCCGAGUGCCUGUCGCCGGAAAAGUGCGUCUGCCUGCCGGGCUACCGAUUUUUGGCUGGCAGCAGCACCGAAUGCGAACCGAUUUGCUCCAAGGGCUGCCGUUCUGGCCAGGAAUGUGUUGCUCCCGACACCUGCGAGGGAGCCGACUCACUGAUUAGCCCCACCACCGGCCGACACCUGAUCUUCCACUGGUCCAUGUUCAUCCUGGCCAUCCUGCUCUGCCUGGCCCUGGUGAUGGUUCCCCUGCUGGUGCUCAGGGAGCUGCAACGACGUCGUCGUGGAGGCGACAAGCAGAGGAGCCACCUCAUCGAGAACCCCACCUACGGAGUUGUCCAGGCCAACACCGAGGAGGCUGACAACGAGCUGGCCAUCGGUCUGGGGGAUUAA